This is a messenger RNA of Octodon degus (degu), 2366 nucleotides long. It is a transcript of the gene Prorp, whose product is annotated as KIAA0391 ortholog. Gene Ontology annotation, cellular component: mitochondrion; mitochondrial ribonuclease P complex. Bases 269 to 2014 code for a protein of 581 amino acids. Gene Ontology annotation, biological process: mitochondrial tRNA 5'-end processing; tRNA 5'-leader removal. Gene Ontology annotation, molecular function: ribonuclease P activity; protein binding. The record is from RefSeq and is a predicted model, not a curated record. Lineage: Eukaryota; Metazoa; Chordata; Mammalia; Rodentia; Octodontidae. The transcript is spliced from 8 exons.
CUUAAGCCCGCGUGAUUUGGUCUUCAGGCUGGAGAGUAGCAGGCACCAGAGAAUUCCCACUGUUUCCAGCUUUAGGGCUUUUGACGAUCGUUGUUUAAUGACUUGUCCUCCUUGGUGUUAAGUGGCUCCAAAAGCAGAACCUUGCUUAAUGUGUCUGUGAAGAAGAAACAAUCUCCUUAUAAAAAAAAAUCACACUCUGUCUCCAUCCUCUAGUCUUGUAGUAGUGCUGUAGAAAUAAGGGCCUUUCUGGUGCUGAUCUCACUGCAUAAUGACCUGUCUGUCUGGUAUUCGAAGCUUUCCUAAGCUUUGGAAGAGCAGACCAUAUCUUGGGUUAGGCCCAGGGCACUCUUACCUCUCUCUCUUUCUGACAGACUGUGGCAUCAGGAACCAACAGAAGUGGUUUUCUCUUAAAGCUAUGUCUCCACAGAAUACCAAAGCAGUGAACAUACUGGCUGCCAAGGGCAAAUCUGUCAAGAAAAAAGAUAAAGACAGUAUUAAGCAAACUUCUCAUCUGCCUCAUUUUUUUGCUGCUGGAGCAGCUAAGAAGAGAUCACAGAUGAAUUUUCACAAUAAAGAUCACACCGUGCUACCUGGGAGGAAAAAUAUUCAACUUCCAACAAAACCACUGAGUUCAGAAGAGUGGGACAGACUUAAGGAAAAUUACACAGGAAAGAAGGAUUUUGAAAACUGGAUCAGCACACAGAUGUCUCAUAACAACAGCCCUGUAGAUGUGGCUAAGUCUCUCUUGGCAUGGGUAGCCGCAAAAAACAAUGGUAUUGUAGGCUAUAAUUUAUUGCUCAUGUAUUUGCAUCUCAGUGUCUUCUAUAAGCAGACGUCAGAAGUUAUUGAUGUCUAUGAAAUCAUGAAAGCUAGAUACAAGAUUUUAGAACCUGGGGCUUACACUCUUCUCAUCCGGGGAUUAAUCCAUUCAGAUAGAUGGAGAGAGGCUUUGCAGCUCUUAGAAGACAUAAAAAAAGUCAUGACCCCUUCAGUAAGGAACUACAAUGACUGUAUCCAGGGAGCACUCUUUCAUCAAGAUGUGACCAUAGCUUGGAAUUUGUAUGAGGAAUUGCUAAGUCAUAGAUACACUCCUAUGUUGGAAACAUUAAAAGCUUUCUUCGAUUUUGGAAAAGACAUAAAAGAUGAUCACUACUCCAGCAAACUACUAGACAUUCUUUUGUAUUUAAGGAAUAAUUACCUGUAUCCGGGGGAGUCAUUUGUCCACAGUAUAAAAACAUGGUUUGAAAGUAUUUCUGGAAAACAAUGGAAAGGCCAAUUUACUACAAUCCAGAAAAGUGGCCAAUGUUCAGGCUGUGGAAACUCCAUAGAGUCGAUUCAUCUGAGUCCAGAAGAGUAUCACUUUCUCAAGGAAAAAGUUAUGAUGGAUGUGAUAGUUGGAGGUGAUCAUUACAGAAAGACAACACCUCAGGAGCUGGAGAGAUUUGAAGACUUUGUAAAAUCCUGUCCUCCUUUUGAUAUUGUCAUAGAUGGACUCAAUGUUGCUAAAAUGUUUCCUAGAGCUCGGGAAUCUCAGUCUCUCUUGGAAGUAGUGUCUCUACUGGCCAAGCAGAAUCUACAACUUCUGGUGCUGGGUCGGAAGCACAUGAUAGGGCAAGGCUCCCGGUGGAGAAAGGAUGAGAUGACAAAGCUUCAGAAGCAAGCCCACUGUUUUUUUGCUGAUAAUAUCUCAGAGGAUGACCCGUUCAUUUUGUACGCCACGCUGAACUCCGGGAACCACUGCAAGUUUAUCACAAAUGACCUGAUGCGAGACCACAAGGCCUGUCUGCCCGACGCCAAGACCCAACACCUGUUCUUUAAGUGGCAGCGGGGACAUCAACUGGCAAUUAGGAGUGUCUUUCCAGGCUCACAUAUAAUCUUUCAGCAUGCUCUCACCUAUGACACGGUCGUGCAGACCACUGGAGACUCGUGGCACAUCCCAUACGACGAAGACCUGGUGGAAAGAUGCUCCUAUGAAGUGCCGACCAAAUGGCUAUGCCUCCACCAGAAGACAUGAAGACCUCUGCUCCCUGGGCUGUGUUUGUGUCUGUGCUAGGAGCUCUGAAGCCUAUGCUUGUUUAGGGCAUUUCCUCUGCCCUCAAGACAGAAUUUUAUGUUCGGGCCAGCUUUUUGUGUCACCGGAUUGACUCCCAGCCGCACUUCCUCUAACCUUUGUGUUGAGAGGCUCAUUCAGACUUGGAGCAGUUAGAGCAUCCGAAGGCAGUGUUUCUCCCAAGGCUUCAUUUUUCCCCCAGCUCAGGAGCUUCUUGUAUGCAUUUUGCUGCUGCAAAUUUCAGCUUCUAGCUCUACCAGAUUUUUGUUCUUCACUUUAGAAUUCAAAUUAUAAAUCCUUUUCUACAUUGCAUCAA